AUGCCCUUUUCCCGCUGAAUUGACUUUGACUGAGUUAUCGUCGUCGCCACAAACCAUACUCUGGUUCACGUUAACGUGUCACAGACUCACAGAGAGAAGAUUUUAUAAAUGGGAGGUUAAUGAUGUUAAACCCAAAUCAAAGGAAAUUUAACCAUGUCUUCUCCCGCCUCUUUCAGCUUCCUUUUCCUUUUUAUUUUCUCCUUCCUCGCUAGUUUCAGAGCAACUGCUCAAAACCCUAGAUUCCUACACAACUCUUGUCCAAACACGACAUUAACUUAUUCAAGGAACAGCACUUACUUCACCAAUCUCAAAACCCUUUUGUCCUCUCUCUCUUCCCGCAACGCUUCCUACUCCACCGGAUUCCAAAACGCUACGGUCGGAAAUGACCCCAACAGAGUCACCGGACUUUUCCUUUGCCGCGGUGACGUCUCGCCGGAAUUCUGCCGUAGCUGCGUCACCGUUUCCGUCAACGACACCUUAAAUAAGUGUCCGAAUCAGAGAGAGGUCGUGCUCUAUUACGAUGAGUGCAUGCUCAGAUACUCUCACCACAAUAUUCUAUCGAACGUUACAUACGAUGACGAAUUCAGCAUGAUUAACGCCAAUAGUAUUUCAUCUAGUCAAGAAGACCGGUUCCAAGAUCUUGUGUCGUCCAAGAUGAACCAAGCUGCCUUUGAAGCAGCGAGAAGUUCUAGAAAGUUCGCUACGAUUAAGGCCAAUUGGACUACAGGCAAUAAUUUGUACGGCCUGGUCCAGUGCACUCCUGAUCUGACGACACACGACUGCUUGAGUUGUCUGAAAAAAUCCAUCGAUCGACUAAGUUUUGACAAAGUUGGGGCAAGACUUCUUUGGCCAAGUUGUGGUUCAAGGUACGAACUUUACUUGUUCUACAACGAAACCACCGUUACAACACCACCACCACAACAAGCACCACCACUGCUUCCUCCGCCCGGCUAUACUUCUCCAGUGUCAUCUCCUCCACGACCUGGGAAAGGUGUGAAUAUAAGUGUGUUAGUAGUAGCCAUCGUUGUGGUGGCUAUUGUAGUGGCUGCUCUGUUUUUCAUAGCCGGUUAUUGUUUCCAUGCAAAGAUGAAAAAGAAGUCUUCUUAUUCUGCACCAGCCUUUAAUGGAGAUGAUAUAACAACCAUAGAGUCACUGCAACUUGAUUAUAGAACAAUUCAAGGUGCAACAAAUGGUUUUUCAGAGAAUAAUAAAAUUGGCCAGGGUGGAUUUGGCGAGGUUUACAAGGGUACAUUUUCGGAUGGGACUGAAGUUGCGGUGAAGAGACUGUCAAAAUCAUCACGACAAGGUGACACAGAGUUCAAGAACGAAGUUGUUGUUGUUGCCAAGCUUCAGCAUAAAAAUCUGGUUAGGCUUCUCGGGUUUUCUCUAGAACGAGAAGAAAGGAUAUUGGUCUAUGAGUAUGUGCCCAACAAAAGCCUUGAUUACUUCCUCUCUGACCCUGCAAAGCAAGGUCAACUGGAUUGGACUGGACGAUACAAGAUAAUUGGAGGGAUUGCUAGGGGGAUUCUAUAUCUUCAUCAAGAUUCACGACUCACAAUCAUACACCGUGACCUCAAAGCAAGUAACAUUCUCUUGGAUGAGGAUAUGAAUCCUAAAAUUGCAGAUUUUGGAAUGGCUAGGAUCUUUGGAAUUGACCAAACACAGGAGGACACAAGCAGAAUAGUUGGUACCUACGGUUACAUGUCUCCUGAAUAUGCGAUGCAUGGCCAUUUCUCAAUGAAAUCUGAUGUCUAUAGCUUCGGAGUGUUAGUUCUUGAAAUUAUAAGCGGUCGGAAGAACAGCAGCUUCUACGUGACAGAACGGUGCACACAUGACUUGGUGACAUAUGCUUGGAGGCUUUGGAGUAACGGAACAGCAUUAGACCUCGUGGAUCCAAUCAUUGUAGAGAACUGCCAAAAGAGUGAUGUGGUUCGAUGUAUCCAUAUUGGUCUUUUAUGUGUACAAGAAGAUCCUGUACAACGUCCGACCAUGCGAACCAUUUUCAUGAUGCUCACCAGUAAUACUGUGACUUUACCAGUGCCUCGGCAACCCGGGUUUUACGUUCAGAGUAGACCAAGAGAAGACCCGCUUGGUUCAGAUCAAUAUAUGAUAACCAAGUCUGUUCCAACGUCUGUUGAUGAUUCAUCCAUCACUGAUUUAUAUCCUCGUUGAAUAUGAUGUUUGUAACACCUACCUUCAAGCUUGAAUCGUCAACAAACGUGGAAAACAAGUUAAAACGUUUUUUUAAGCUUUUCAUUUUUCGGGUCAACUGAUAUCAAAUAAUUUGGCU
Messenger RNA from Eutrema salsugineum, 2290 nucleotides. RefSeq names its product cysteine-rich receptor-like protein kinase 15. The transcript has 7 exons. Lineage: Eukaryota; Viridiplantae; Streptophyta; Magnoliopsida; Brassicales; Brassicaceae. Gene Ontology annotation, biological process: protein phosphorylation. Bases 154 to 2172 code for a protein of 672 amino acids. Gene Ontology annotation, molecular function: protein kinase activity; ATP binding. The record is from RefSeq and is a predicted model, not a curated record.